CGAAUAGGAAAGAAAGCGCCGCGAGAACGCGAUUGAAUUUGGGCCCCGCCGCUACCCGUAACUGACGUCUCCAACAUGGCGGCCCCUCAAGAUGUUCACGUCCGAAUUUGUAACCAAGAAAUUGUCAAAUUCGACCUGGAGGUGAAGGCGCUUAUCCAGGAUAUUCGAAACUGUUCAGGACCCUUGAGUGCACUUACAGAACUGAAUACUAAAGUGAAAGAGAAAAUUCAACAGUUACGACACAGAGUACAGGAGCUUGAGCAGUUGGCUAAGGAGCAAGACAAAGAGUCGGAGAAACAGCUUCUGCUCCAAGAAGUGGAAAAUCACAAAAAACAGAUGCUCAGCAACCAGACUUCAUGGAGGAAAGCCAAUCUCACUUGCAAAAUUGCAAUUGACAAUCUAGAAAAAGUAGAGCUUCUCCAGGGAGGAGACCCCUUAAGACAAAGGAAAACCACCAAAGAGAGCCUGGCCCAGACAUCCAGCGCCAUCACAGAGAGCCUCAUGGGGAUCAGCAGGAUGAUGUCGCAGCAGGUCCAGCAGAGCGAGGAGGCCAUGCAGACUCUAGUCAACUCUUCCCGAACUAUCCUGGAUGCAAAUGAAGAAUUUAAGUCCAUGUCAGGCACCAUCCAGCUGGGCCGGAAACUCAUCACGAAGUAUAACCGCCGAGAGCUGACAGACAAACUUCUUAUCUUCCUCGCUUUAGCCCUAUUUCUUGCUACUGUCCUCUAUAUUGUGAAAAAGCGCCUCUUCCCAUUUUUGUGAGAUCUGAGAGUUGCCACCUGUGGCCUCAUCAGUCCUGCUUUCCAGUCUGUCCAGGAUCUGAGCUCUGACCAACCUGCCAAACUGAGCCACAUCCUCCACGAAUGCUGCAGCUGCUCAGCGAGUCAGAUGGAAGGAAACAACUCCCCAGUCUUCUGCAAGUGGACGCCUUGCAAAGUACAAGCAGAGCUGUGGGAAACAAGGACCUUACAGGACCCAGGGACUCUAAACUCAUCCAGCCUUUGGGCCCUCGGGGUAGCUGCUGCGUGGGGCACCUGGAGUCCAGCCCUUGAGAUGUGUUGCUCUUUUCUCCUUCACACAGAGGCUUAAGUGCCAGAUGUGGAGGGGAGAGAGAAGAAGCAGGAAGAAGGAAGAACUCUUGGUCAUUCCUUGAAUAAACUUGACUUUAUUUAA
This is a messenger RNA of Cavia porcellus (domestic guinea pig), 1173 nucleotides long. It is a transcript of the gene Bnip1, whose product is annotated as BCL2 interacting protein 1. The record is from RefSeq and is a predicted model, not a curated record. The transcript has 6 exons. Gene Ontology annotation, biological process: retrograde vesicle-mediated transport, Golgi to endoplasmic reticulum. Bases 76 to 762 code for a protein of 228 amino acids. Gene Ontology annotation, cellular component: endoplasmic reticulum; SNARE complex. Gene Ontology annotation, molecular function: SNAP receptor activity. Lineage: Eukaryota; Metazoa; Chordata; Mammalia; Rodentia; Caviidae.